This is a messenger RNA of Myxocyprinus asiaticus (Chinese sucker), 8663 nucleotides long. RefSeq names its product zonadhesin, like (gene zanl). The record is from RefSeq and is a predicted model, not a curated record. The transcript has 52 exons. Gene Ontology annotation, cellular component: membrane; extracellular matrix. NCBI's taxonomy places the organism in Eukaryota, Metazoa, Chordata, Actinopteri, Cypriniformes, Catostomidae. The coding region runs from base 1 to 8400 and encodes 2799 amino acids. Gene Ontology annotation, molecular function: protein binding.
AUGGGACGUCUGGAGUUAAUCCUAAUCUUAACAUGUAUAGCAGGUUGCUAUACCAUAGACGGCAAUGUAAACAGAAAUGAUGUGACUCACAGAGAUGCUGUGUUGGCCUCGUGUGAUUUCAACAAAAACGAAGACCCUUUCUGCAACUUCCAACAAGACAUUGCAGAUCACAGUGAUUGGACACGUCAUACAGGAUCCACCCCAACAGCAGGCACUGGACCCAGUGGAGACUAUCCAGAUGGCUCUGGCUAUUACAUAUAUCAUGAGGCUGACAAUGUUGUGAAUGGACAGAAAGCACGCCUACUCAGCCCAACUAUUAGCAACGGGCCAGCUGAGAUUUGUGUACAGUUCUACUACUAUAUGUAUGGCUCUGACAGCAGCAAUACACUGACUGUUUUGGCCAAACAUACCGGCUCUGAGGAAAAACUGUGGCAGAAAAUGGGAAUCCAAAGCCCAUCAUGGCUUGGGGCUUCAGUCACAGUGCCCAUACCAGCUGGACAGACCAUUCAGAUUGUGUUUGAAACAAUGCGGGGUCUUACUUCGUCAUGUGACACUGCCCUGGAUAACAUUGUCAUCACUGAAGGAGCCUGCCCUGGGUGUGUAGCUGGGUGUGAUUUUGAUGACAGUGACUUAUGUGGCUGGACGAAUGUAAUACCUGAUAAUGAGGAUAUCUUUGGCUGGGAGUUGUGGCUUGGGCAGACAGAUACACCUGGAACUGGCCCUGAAGAUGACUUCUCCAAACCAGGAUUGGGGUCGUACCUUUUAAUGGACUCCUCUUUUAGUGUGGAAGGAGCAUCAGCUCAGCUCUGGAGCCCUUCUACCUCAGCUUCUUCCUCUGGCUGUCUACAGCUGGACUUCCAUUACUACAUGUAUGGCAGCUCCUCCAACAUGGAGCUUAAGGUCCAUGCAGCCACUGCUGGUGGGGCACUUGGAGCCCCUAUUUUCAGUCUCACGGGGAAUCAAGGUCAGGGCUGGAAGCCAGCAGUGGUUCGAUACACUGGUACUGCUGAUGUGCAGUUUGUAAUUGUUGGUGUUUAUGGUGAAACAGUGCAGACAGAUAUUGCCAUUGAUAGUGUCUGCAUAACCAUUUGUAAAGCAAGUCCAUCAACACCAAAACCAUCCACACCCCAACCAACAACACCUAAACCGACUACUGUGAGUCCAUCAACACCUAAACCAUCCACACCCCAACCCACAACUCCUAAACCAACUACUGUGAGUCCAUCAACACCUAAACCAUCUACACUCCAACCCACAACACCUAAACCAACUACAGCGAAUCCAUCAACACCUAAACCAUCAACAACCCAACCUACAACAGCUAAACCAACUUCUGUGAGUCCAUCAACACCUAAACCAUCCACACCCCAACCCACAACUCCUAAACCAACAACAGCUAGUCCAUCAACACCUAAACCAUCUACACCCCAACCCACGACACCUAAACCAACAACACCUAAACCAACUACAGCGAGUCCAUCAACACCUAAACCAUCAACACCCCAACCGACAACAACUAAACCAACUACUGUGAGUACAUCAACACCUAAACCAUCCACACCCCAACCCACAACUCCUAAACCAACAACAGUUAGUCCAACAACACCUAAACCAUCUACACCCCAACCCACAACACCUAAACCAACAACACCUAAACCAACUACAGCAACAAGUCCAUCAACACCUAAACCAUCCACACCCCAACCUACAACUCCUAAACCAACGACAGCAAGUCCAUCAACACCUAAACCAACAACACCCAAACCCACAACACCUAAACCAACGACAGCAAGUCCAUCAACACCUAAACCAUCCACACCACAACCAACAACACCUAAGCCAACUACUCCAACUACUCCAAAACCAACACCACCAGUGAAAUGCCCUCCUGAUUCUGAGUACAUCGAUUGUGGCCCAGCCUGUAUUCCUAGCUGCAAAGAACCCUCCACCAACUGCACUGGUUCUUGCAUCAGUGGCUGCUUCUGUAAACCAGGAUUUGUUUUCCGUGGCAAACGCUGUGUUCCUAUUGAGCAGUGUGGCUGUCUAGAUGAUGACAACAAUUACUUUGAGCCUGGUGAGAUCAUAUUUGGAAAUGGAUGCUCCAAGUUGUGUCGCUGUACUGGCAACUACACUUUUGAUUGUGUAGACAACACCUGUGACCCUGUGACAGAAGAAUGUCGGGAUGUUGGUGGAGUGCAUGGCUGCUACCCUAAAGGGACCUCCACCUGUGUUUCCUCUGGUGACCCCCAUUACACCACCUUUGAUAACCAGCGCUAUGACUUCAUGGGAAAUUGCUCUUACCUGAUGUCUGAGCCUUGUAACAGCACAGAAGUGCCAUAUUUCGCUGUAUACACUGACAAUGAGAAUCGCUACAACAAUCCUCAUAUCAGUUAUGUAAAAGCAGUGUAUGUCCAUGCACUGGGAGUGAAAGUUUCCAUUCUGAAAGAAGGGAUUGUGCAGGUGAAUGGUACCAAUGUGAACCUUCCUUUUAGUCCUGUCAAUGGUGUUGACAUUUUUAAGUCUGGUGUGCACUACACAGUGGCCUUGACCUUUGGAGUAAUUGUACGUUACGAUGGAAACCACUUUAUGGACAUUAAAGUUAUCAAGGACUAUGAGGACAAACUUUGUGGACUGUGUGGCGACUACAAUGGAGACCCCAAGGAUGACUUCCGUACCCCCACUGGUGAACUGGUCCAAAGGCCCAAUGACUUCGGCAACAGUUGGAACACAGACCCUGACUGCGAUAAGACAGUGGUAGACCCGAGCCCAGGGUGUACAGAUACUGAGCAGGACUUGUAUGAAGGGCCUGCUUACUGUGGUAUCAUACUGGACCGCAAUGGUCCAUUUGCUGCUUGCCAUCCAAAAGUCAAUCCCAAUGGUUUCUUCCAAGACUGUUUGUUUGAUGUGUGUGAGCUGGAUGGUGCUCAGUCCGCUUUAUGUGAAGCAAUAGAGGCAUAUGUCCAUGAAUGUCAGGGCCGUGGUGUCACAAUUGGGCCCUGGAGAAACAGCACCUUCUGUCCUCUGAUAUGCCCCGACAAUAGUCAUUUUGAGUCAUGCGUCCCAAUUUGCCAGCCUUCCUGUACCCCGAUUCCACCAAAUCAGUGUCCUGGGCCUUGUUCUGAAGGGUGUCUUUGUGACCCUGGAUAUUUCCUUAGUGCUGGCAAGUGUGUGAAAGAAGAUACAUGUGGCUGCAAGUAUAAUGGACAGUAUUACCAGCAUGGUCAAGAGUUCUACACUAAGGACUGUGAGCUACUAUGUAAGUGUGACCACCCAUUAGUUACCUGUAAUGCUGCUGAGUGCCCUCCGAAGGAACAAUGUGGUGUACAGGGUGGAGUAAUUGGGUGUUACCCAGAAGGCUCUCAAGACUGUAUUAUUUCUGGUGACCCUCAUUAUAACACCUUUGAUAGCAAAUUCUACAGCUUCAUGGGCACUUGCACCUACACUCUGGCACGCACCUGUAAAAACAACACCGGCCCCUGGUUCUCAGUGGAGGGUAAGAAUGAGGAGAGAGGAGUUUCUGCUGUUUCUUACCUCAGAAAACUGUAUGUGACAGUCAGUGGUGUCACAGUGACAAUGAUGAAAAGCAGGAGAACUUUGGUGAAUGGACAAAGGGUGUCUCUUCCCCACAACCCAUCUCCACUCAUGUCUCUCUCCCUUGCUGGGCAGUAUGUUAUACUCACUACUCCAUUCGGCUUGGAGGUGCAAUGGGAUGGCAACCAUUAUGCCAAGAUCACUGUUCCCAGUUCCUAUUAUGACCAAAUGUGUGGCUUGUGUGGGGACUAUGAUGGAAACCCCAAUAAUGACUUCACUAAGCCAGAUGGUUCCCAAGCCGAAACCUCAGAUCAGUUUGGCAACAGCUGGAAAACUGAUGAUGACGAGGAUGAAACGUGCAAGCCUGACACUGGGCCUGGCCCACCCUGUGAUCCUGAUCUGGAGGAUAUGGUGUCUAAUCUAGAGAACUGUGGGAAAAUAACUGAUACAAAUGGAGCAUUUAGGGACUGUAUAAAGGUGGUGGACCCACUGCCUUUCUUCCAGAGCUGUGUGUUUGAUAUGUGCCGUUAUCAGGGGCUGCAGCAGGCACUCUGUGACCAGCUUCAGGCUUAUACCGAUGUUUGCCUGAGUGCAGGUGCGCCUGUCUAUCAGUGGAGGGAACCAGACUUCUGCCCUCUGGUAUGCCCACCUAAUAGCCAUUACUCUAUAUGUGUGAGCUCCUGUCCGGAGACAUGUCUGGGUAUCAGUGGGCCACCGGGCUGCAGUGAGAAGUGUAUAGAAGGCUGUGAGUGUGACCCUGGCUUCAUCCUCAGCGACAACAAAUGUGUGCCUGUUAAAGACUGUGGCUGUGUGGACUCUUCAGGCUCCUACCAUCCGGUAAAUGAGAGCUGGUAUCUCGAGGGCUGUAUGCAGAAGUGUACAUGUGGGGGUGGAGGAAUUAUCAAGUGCUAUAGCACCAGCUGUUUGCCUACUGAGAGCUGCCAACUUCAGGAUGGAGACUAUGGCUGCAAACCACUUGAUACAGGCAUUUGUUCGGUCUCUGGUGACCCUCAUUACACCUCCUUUGAUAAGAAAGUACAUCACUUCAUGGGCGCCUGCUCCUACACUCUCACAAAGCCCUGUAAUGAGACCUCUGGGUUGCCGUACUUUACUGUGGAGACACAAAAUGAGCAUAGAGACAAUAAUAAGAAAGUGUCUUAUGUAAGAUCUGUCAUUAUCAAUGUCCAUGGCAUGAAGGUGAUUCUGGGCAAGGGCCGCAAAGUUCAGGUGAAUGAAGUUCAAGUCACUGUGCCUGUCAGACUUCCAAAUGAUGUUAAGAUCUUCCUAAGUGGCAAAUUUGUGGUGCUUGAGACAGACUUCGGAUUGCGCGUCCGAUUUGAUGGAAAUCAUCAUGCUGAUGUCACCCUGCCUUCCUCCUACAGUGGCCUGUUAUGUGGACUCUGUGGAAACUAUAAUGGUAAUCUUAACGAUGACAACAUCAAGUCCGAUGGGAACCAAACAGACAGCACCAAUGAGCUUGGAGAGAGUUGGCAGGUGCCCGAUGACAGGAUUGAUUGUACUCAUGGAGGAGGAGACAUUGAAUGCGAUGAUAGGAUCCAGAGUGAAGCUCAGAAACCUACUAGCUGUGGCAUGAUUACCGACCCCAGUGGAAUCUUCAAGCCAUGUCAUGCCGUGGUGCCUCCUGGUCCUUACUUUGAGAACUGUGUGUUUGAUCAGUGUGGCACCGGUGGUGGCGCAGUGGCACUGUGCCAAGCUAUUGAAAGCUAUGCCGACCUGUGUGCUCAUGCUGGGGUGCCAAUUAACUGGAGGAAUAACACCUUCUGUCCUAUUAAAUGUCCAGUUGGUAGUCAUUAUGAGCCAUGUGGUACUGCGUGUCCUGCCAGUUGUCAGGACCCUGGAUCUGAAGGCAUCUGUAAUAAGCCAUGUGUUGAGGGAUGUGUGUGUGAUCCUGGUUUGGUGCUCAGUGGAGACAAGUGUGUGCCCUUCAGUGAGUGUGGUUGCACUGACAAGGACAACAACUACAGGCCUGUUGGAGACAGCUGGUUUACCAAAGAUGACUGCACAGAGCGCUGCAUGUGUUCACCUUUCAAUACUGUGACAUGUGAGGCCUGGGAGUGUGGUCCUGCUCAGGAAUGUAAAGUCAAUGAGGGUCAACUGGGCUGUGUGAACACAGGAGUGGGCGUUUGCCACAUUGCGGGUGAUCCUCACUACUACACCUUUGAUAGCAUUAUGCACACUUACAUGGGUACCUGCACUUACACACUGGUGGCGAUAUGCAACAGCUCGAUGGUGACACCCUUCACCAUUGUGGCUAAGAACGAAGAACGUGGUCAGCCUGAUGCUUCGUAUGUUCGUGCAGUGACCAUCUAUCUGCCCAAUGCCAACAUCACACUCAGCAAGAAUGGCAGAAUAAUGCUGAAUGAACGCAGGAUAAAGACCCCCUAUGAUAUCACUGAAGCCAAGGCACAUGUAUUCACCAGUGGAGUAAACAGCGUGCUGGACACUGACUUUGGCCUGAUCGUGAAGUUUGAUGGUGUGCACCAUAUUGAGAUCACUGUACCAGGAGACUAUUUCAACAAGGUGUGUGGUAUGUGUGGUAACUACAAUGGUGAUUCCUCUGAUGAUAACCUGAUGCCCAAUGGCAAACCAGCCAAAGAUGUCAAAGAGCUUGGUAAUAGCUGGAAGGCAGAGGGAGACAGUGAUCCUGGUUGCCAACCUGACUCACGACCUGAUGUCAAUCCCAACUGUGAUGAGGAUGAGGAAGAAGCCUACAGGGCACAGUGUGCAGAGCCUAUCCUGUCUGAUAACUUCAAGAAAUGUCACUCUCAAAUUCCUCCAGAGGCCUUCCUGGGCAACUGCAUUUAUGAUAUGUGUGAAUAUAAUGGCAUGAAGUCAACUCUGUGUGACAACAUUGAGGCUUACGCACAGGCCUGUCAGAGUGCUGGAAUCCCGAUCAGCUGGAGAAACAACACUUUCUGCCCUGUACCAUGCCCUCCCAACAGUCACUUCUCUGAAUGCUCAGCGCCAUGUCCUCCCACUUGUGCCGACCUCUUCCCCAUAUUCUGCCCAUUUCCACCUAACAGUUGUGUUGAAGGCUGCCAGUGUGAUGCAGGUUUCGUGUUAAGCGACGGCAAGUGUGUUCCCCUCUCAAACUGUGGAUGUGUUGACAGCAAUGGAGAGUAUCAUGAUGUGGGAGAUUCAUGGAUAACAGACCACUGUGACCAGAGGUGCAGCUGCAGCCUUGGAGGAGUGCUGUCCUGCAAGACUUUCGAAUGUGACGACAGCUCAAUCUGUGCUCUUGACAAUAAUGGAGACCGUUACUGCAAACCUGAGAAAUUCGAUGACUGCAAUAUUGCUGGGGAUCCUCACUAUCGCACCUUUGACAAAUACAAUCACCACUAUCAAGGACUCCAUACCUAUGUGUUAACCCAAGGCAACAAUCUGCCCAGCUCCCUCACCCCUUUCAUUGUCCGUGGCAAAAAUAAUCGUCAAGGAGUUCUCAGCCGUGUGUCCCUCCUCCAUGAGGUCUAUGUGGAUGUGUAUGGCAUCAGUGUUCGAAUUCUACAGAAGAAGAAAGUGCUGGUCAAUGGCGAGAGAAUUUCUCCACCAUACAGUCCCAUACAAGGAGUUACCAUAAAAACAAAGUCUCGCUUUGUUAUGCUCUCAACCGACUUUGGCCUUUCAGUGCGCUUUGAUGGCAAUACCCAAGCAGUGGUGACUCUUCCCAGUAUAUACAAAUCUCGUGUACUUGGUCUGUGUGGUAAUUAUGAUGGACUCUCCAAUAAUGAGUACACAAAACCAGACGGCACAACAACCCGCAACCUCAAUGAGUUUGGAGACAGCUGGAGAGUAAAUGACAAAGAUGGGGCGGGUGUUCGUGCCAAAUCCCUACCAAAGAUGGUGCACCUGCACAAGCGUGAAGUGGAGGAAGAUCCAGAUUCGGGCUUUGAGACGACGGGCUGCACUGAUGUUCAGCUGGCUGAGCUGAACGGGAAUAAACAGUGUGGAGCUCUCAGUGACCCGGCAGGUCCUUUCGCUGCCUGCCAUGCUCAGAUUUCUCCAGACAUGUUCCAAGAGGACUGUGUGUUUGACCUGUGUGCGGAGCAGGGCAGUGAAGUGCUGCGCUGUGAAAAUUAUGCUGUCUAUGCUCGGGCUUGCCAAGAUGAGGGUGUCAAACUGGGGCAGUGGAGACAACAGCUGAAUUGUGUUCUGGAAUGUGGGGCCAAUAGCACCUAUUUCGACUGUAUGACACCAUGUCCAGCAUCCUGUGCAGACCUGGCAGCUCCCUCAGAGUGUGAGCAAACUGUAUGUGUGGAGGGAUGCCAGUGCGACUCUGGCUUUGCCCUGAGCGAAAACGACUGUGUGCCUUUCAGCCAGUGUGGAUGCACUUUCCUGGGUCGCUACUAUACGCUGAAUGAGACAUUUGUGACAGAUGAUUGCUUGCAGAGUUGUGAAUGUACCACCACUGGUGCUGUUUGCCAACUGAAGGGCUGUGGAGAAACAGAGAUUUGCACGGUGUUCGACACCAAACGUGACUGCUAUAGAAUGAGUCCGUGUUUGAGCUCACCCUGUCUGAAUGAAGGUACCUGUGUGGAGACGUCAGAUGUUUCUGGGUACACCUGCACUUGUACCGAAGACUUUGAGGGCAAAAACUGUGAGAUCCUUAAAAUCCCCUCCGAAGAAGGCCUAGAUCAAACUAGCAUUAUUUUGAUUGGAGUCUUUGUGCCCCUUGGCAUCAUCCUCAUAGUCACAACAAUUGCAUGCAUUUGCAAGAAACACAGCUGCAAAAGGACUGGUCAUAAUUCAAGUAAACUUGAGCAAAUAAAAACAGAGCUGCCCUAUGAAAAUCUGCAAGAUGUUAGGAAGCAGGAGGCAGACAACAGUGUGCUAAAUGCUACAACAUUCUGAAGUGAAAAUUGUUUUUUGAUCUGCUAAUAUGUAUUUGUUUUUAUAUUUAUUGACUUUUGAAUGUGUCUUUGUGGAAUAUGUGCAGUAUCUGACAAAUCCUCGAUUUCUGUUAAUAUUUUUUAAAGUCUUUUAAAUCUUUAUGUAACUUUUGUAAACUUCAUUGUAAUUUUUGAUGUGAGCUGUGUUAUGAUUGGGGGAACAAGUGCAAUUAUCGAAUGUCUGUGAGUAUUGUGUAAAAUAAAUGCAUUUUUUUUCUGCUGUAA